CCCCAGGCCAGAGCCUGUGCGCUUCUGUGUGUCUGAUAAUCCAGCGGGAUUUUAGCGACUGUUGCGCACGAGAAACACAUGAUCCGAUUACUAUCACCUGCAAGGACAAUCAGAUAAACACACGGCGCGGACAAGACGCUGAUUUCACCAAAAAACCGAGUGGAAUUCGUGCUGUAUUUCUGUCUCUUGCUGGGGUGAGGAUGAAGCUGCCGGACUGCAGAAAGCGAUGCGGGAUGGAUGGAGAGGAUGGAGAAAAGGAGCUGGCUCUCCCUUUAAAAAACCCUUUUGUACACGAGUUAAGGUUUACACCUCUCCAGAAACUCAAGCUGGGCGUGAUGACGCUGACCCUGUUCCCCGUGCGUCUCUUCUUCGCCGCGUUCAUGAUGCUAUUGGCGUGGCCCUUCGCCUUCAUCGCCACCGUAGGACGCAGUGAGAGCAGCGUCGAGCCUCAGUGCUUCUGGAGAAGGGUGGUGGACGUCGUCCUGCGCCUCAUCAUGCGGGCCAUGUGGUUUGCAGGUGGCUUCCACUGGAUUAGGGUCAAAGGUCAGCGUGCACUGCCCGCCCAGGCGCCCAUCAUCACCCUCGCACCGCACUCAUCCUACUUCGAUGCCAUGCCUGUUACCAUGACGAUGGCCUCCAUAGUCAUGAAAGCUGAGAGCAAGGACAUCCCGCUAUGGGGGACUCUGAUUAAAUACAUCCGGCCAGUGUUCGUGUCGAGGUCGGAUCAGGACUCGCGCCGGAAAACCGUAGAGGAGAUCAGACGCAGGGCUCAUUCCCAAGGGGUGUGGCCUCAGAUAAUGAUCUUUCCUGAGGGGACGUGCACCAACAGGUCCUGUCUGAUCACGUUUAAACCAGGUGCUUUUAUUCCAGCAGUGCCUGUACAGCCGGUUGUUAUUCGCUACCCCAAUCAGCUGGACACCAUCACUUGGACGUGGCAAGGUCCCGGAGCGUUUAAGAUCCUGUGGCUCACCCUGUGCCAAUUCCAUAAUGAUUUUGAGAUUGAGUUCCUCCCGAUCUACACCCCCAGUGACGAGGAGGCGAAGAACCCACAGCUGUUUGCUCAGAAUGUGCGCCGCAUCAUGGCCAAGGCGCUGCAGGUCCCCGUGACCGAUUACUCAUUUGAGGAUUGUCAGUUGGCCAUGGCAGAGGGACAGCUCAGACUGCCAGUGGACACGAGUCUGCUGGAGUUUGCCCGACUCGUCCGGAGACUGGGGCUGAGGCGGGAGAUCAGUGAGAUUGAGGGUUACAGUCGGAGAGCGCGGGAGCUGAAGGGAGCGAAGCAGAACGUAGAGCAGUUCUCUCGCUUCCUGGAGCAGCCGCUGUCUGAUGUGCUGCAGGACAUGUUCGCCCUGUUCGAUGAGCAAGAUGACGGUCUGAUGGACGUACGCGAGUUCAUCAUCGCCUUCUCUGUAGUGUGCAGACCCACCAAAACGCUGGAGACCAUUAAGCUCGCCUUCACGAUGUAUGAGAAGAGGCAGGACGGAGGAGUAACGGAGGACGAGCUGGAGUGUAUCCUGCACACGGCUCUGGGAGUGACGAAGCUCAGAGUGUCUCGGCUCUUCAGUGCCAUUGACGUGGCGAAGCGCGGGAGAGUGACGUUCGAGAUGUUCGGGAGUUUUGCCGAGCAGCAGCCCGAUUUCGCCGAGGAGUUUCUAUACGCCGAGAACACGGGCUUCUUCAGCAACUUCCUGUCUUCUGGCAUCGCCUCCAAUGGCUUCUGCGCCGACUUCUCCCCCAGCGAGCACCAGAAGGUCAACUGAAAAAGAAGAGCCAGUGCGUGAAAACACAGUUUACUCAUGACACUUGUAUUCUUUUUGCUGUUUUUUUCUUGCUUUGUUUUUUUUUUUUUGUUUUUUUUUUUUUCAAAAAAAAUUCUCCCUUUUUUCACUUCUCUAAACCUUUCCCCAUGGAAGGAUUCUGAUUUGUUGCGUCCGACAACCAAUGAAAAGGAGGAGGCGGGGUUUAAGUUCUACUAGAAUUAAAACAUGUUUAGAAAAAUCUGGAACAGAGAAAUAUAUAAAAAUACGAAUAUUCAGUUUUUAGUCCGUAGCUAGUUUAAGUCGCGUAGCUAAAUUGUUUUUUUUUUCUAGUAAACUGAAAGGUUUUUUAUGUUUAAUCAUCACAGUUACGUAUCAAGAACUUUUGUAGCUAGAGUUUCAGCUACAAAUACAAAUCUGCCUUGAGAAGGGCUUCGCUGUUUUUUGUUUGUUUGUUUAUUCAAACUCUUCCACAAGCUUCUCUUUCAGGUUGGGGUUUUUUUUUUUUUUUUUUUUGCGAAAGGGACGGCGUUCCCGGGAGCCGAACUAAGCUGAUUUCCGAUCACAGUUUACUUGAAAUCCGAGCACUUGUUUAGUUUUCACGUUUGAAAUGCUGGAUCUGAGAAUAGAACAAAAAAAAAAAAGUCCAAUCAUUAAUUUUGAAAUCUCUCUCACUCUAUAUAAAAGUGUAGAUGCCUUUCUUUAGUGUGCAUGGGUUCGAUGCUUGCUCUCGCACUAUUAUUUCACUCUCGGGUCCGAAAGCGCCAGUGACGAUCAGGUCUGAGGUGCUGGACGAUCUCAGCAGAGCUGGUCUGAUUUUUACUCUUGUUUCUAGAUCUGGUUUUUUUUUGAAGCUCAGGGUUUUGGUUAAAAUUUAGUGGGUGUGGCUUUUGCACGUCGCCAAAUGACGAUUUUUAUUUUUUUUUUUCUUUCACUCUGAUCUGGUGCCAGUGUUCAUUUCAUAUCACAAUAAUGUCUGUGUGUUUAUCAGACGCGUGUUUUAAUCGUCCUUGUUUGCUUAGUUGAUUAAUUUAUUGCGCAGUCAUGUAUCUGGAUCUCACAUAGUGAAUACUAAAGAACGAGUGAACCGACAAUAAAUGCUAAAAAGCUAUCCAGAUAACAUCGUUUUAUAAAAAUAGCGGAGUGAAACACUAACAUCACAGCUAAAACGUCCACUGCCUUAAUCAUUUCCAGAUAAUCCAAUAAUCAUAUUUAUUUUUUAUUUUUUUUCUUUUGUUUGAACUAUUCAAAUUUUCACCAGUAAUUUAUAAAAAUUUGUUUCAUUGUAUGUAAAACAAACCAAACUUGGCUAAGUUAGCUAACUAAUACUAGCUCGCAAGAUCCGUGAAUGCUAGCACUAACACCGUCUGUUUAUGGCAGGUUUGUGUUGCUACAGAAACAACGUCUGACAAUCAACAAAACACAAAUUUGAUGAGGAAAAUUCUGACAUUUAGUUCACAAAGGAUUGUGCUGUAGUUUAACGUAAAAAAAGUUUACAUUUUAGUUAAAAGAAAAUAUAUUUAAUAGAACUUGCGUAAAUUUAGUAAGUAAUUAAUUUUUUAAAAAAUUCUCCUAUGUAAAAUCAUUUUAUAAAACCAGGAUCAAUUAUUGGAUCAAUUAUUGUGAUAGGAAGCGAAAAUCCUGGCACGGCUUCACAAUGCUGUGUGUGCGUGCAAUAUUCAGCCUUUCUGCAUUAAAAUUACACACCAAAAAAACUUUCAUCUCCAUUUUUAGAUAUUUUUCAGAGCUGACUUCGUCCUGGUUUAUUCUCUCUUCUUCAACUCAUCAGAAUGAACACUAAUCUUUCCAUCGAGGAAUCCAUAAAGCUGCCGCACGCACAGUUCAGACUCUUUAAUCAGGCGUGGUUCACACACCGCUGCUACGCUGUUGGUUGUUUUCCUCCUCAUUCUUGGUGCUGGUACAAAUCAGGAAGUGACGAACAAACACGAGUUUAAUCCUGAGCAUAAAAAUAUCACCACCGCGCUCCGUCUGUCCACUUCUGCUCAAUUCUUCUGCUUUUCGUUUUGUUUUUCUUUUUUGGACCAGAAUUGCUGAAAAUGUGUUUUGUUUUGUUUUCAGUUUUGUUUGUUUUUAAUUCUCAUCUUUAGUGGAUUUGUUUUGUUUGGGUUUUUUUUCCAGGUUUGUUUUUUUUUUUUUGUUUUGUUUCUCAGGGUUUUUUUUUUAUUUAUUUUUUUUAUUCUUUAUUGUUUUGGGGUUUUUUUGUUUUGUUUCUGGACCAGUGUGCUGAAUUUUUUUUUUUGUUUUGUUUUUUUCUGCCCAAGUUUCUUUCUCAAUUUAUUUAUUUUUUUGUAUUUUAUUUUAUUCUCAUGUUUUGUUUUUUUUUUGUUUGUUUGUUUGUUUGUUUGUUUUUUUAACUGUUUAUCUCACAAUGUGAAAUGAAAUGGGGGAUAUUUAGAAUUUUCAUUCCUGUUGAUGGAAGAUAAAACUUGAUAUAUCUAUUUUUCAGAACCACCUCUUCUUGUCACUGUUGCUGUUUUUUAUUUUUUUCCUGAAGGGAGCAUUACAGAGCUGUACUUUUUUUUUAUACAAGCGAUGUUAGCAAUCAUCAUGUCCAUGUGUUUAUUUUAUUUUAAGAGACCAUGUUCCUUUUACACGUCGCCUGAAAGUAAGAUUUCAUUCAUUCGUUCAUUUUUUUAUUUUUUUUUGGGGGGGACCACGUAAAACUCUUUGGAAUAUUUUGAAGAGACUCGGGUUUUAUACGGAUUUGACGUUGCGCAUGAAUUAAAGAGCUGAUCUUCCAUCGUAGGACAUACUGCAGUUCCCGACUCCGAUGUUUUAUAGGCGACUUUUAUUUUGGGACAGAUUUAAAAAACCUUCGCUUCUGGAAAGGACAGAAUUCCGAGUCAGAGUGAAGAAAUUCCGCAGCUUCCGUUGUGUGACCUCACUCACACAGAAUCUUGAUACAAUUUCUUUUUCUAAUGAAUUUAAUGCUUAAUAUAAUUGAGAGAAUUUUAGGAUGACCUUCACAUCAAAGCUCAAAUUUCAGUUUGAAGGAGGACGAGGAGGAGGUUGUCUCUGUAGGCAACAUAUUUGAGCUCAUUUUAUUUGACUGACACAUUUCUUAAUCAUUUUUUUUUUAACAAUUCUUCUUUUUCUUCUCCUUCAUGUGAGCUUCCUGUCCCAGCAUGAUUUACUGGUUUUCUCCCUUCGCUCAGCUUCACCCCACCAUGACGAUACUGUGCAGGUGUGAAUAUUGCGACACCUUUAUGACAUUUCUACUGCCAUGAUGGAGACGUGUGAUCAGAUUGUAGCGCUGAAGGAGAUCACACUGUAUUUAUUAACAAUGCAGAUGAUUAUUAUUAUUAUUGCUAUACGAUUGUGCUAAUGGAUCUUUUUUCAUCACAUGGGGGUUCACCCAGGCCUGAGUUUCUUUCCCCUCAGUAAGAAGGUGAAUGUACAGACAAUCCGUCACGCCGCUCCGUCCUCGACGUGUUUGCUGUUGAACGUAUGACAGGACGGAGACACAGCCUGCGGGAAAAAAAAACCACACUCGGCGUUCCUCUGCGCACUUUAGACUCUCUUUUUAAAGAUUUUUUUCUUUUUCAUUCUCUUUGUUCCUCCGUGUGUGAUGGUGUGAUGAUGAUGAUUUGUCAGUGUGAAGACGGUGGUAAUCCCCUGCCUCUCCACCACAACUCUCCUGCCCCUCCCAUGCCCUUCUAAUUCCCCUCACCCACGCCCUCCCAUGCCCCUCCCACACCUUUCCAAUGGCCCCCCUCAGACGCUUUUCUGAAAAGUCAUGAGGUCAUGUUAUAAACAGCUGGAAGUAACACAGCAGCAUGUAAUAAUACGUAACGUUUUAACUUGGCUUCCUCUAACAAUACAAGACUUUUAAGUUACACAGUAGUUAUAGUUCAGCUAGUGUGUUUCCAUAGAACCCAAUGAUUUCUGAAUCGGGGCCAGGUCUGGAAUUUUCCCACAAUUCCACUGCCAGCCUCUGUGUGGUGUUUAAUAUGACCGUAUUAUAUUUAAUGAUUGUACUUUUAAUUUUAUCCGAAGAAUUUUUUCAACAGAUUCGACAAACGCUUCCAUAAAUGAAGUGAUUUUUACAGGGUUUUUUUUUUUUCCAAUCUCCAUUUUUCCCUGCGGACGAAUGAAAAACAAACAAAAUGCUAAAGUACUAAGAAACAGACCAGCUGAGUUUGAUGAAUUAAAGUAAAAUUUGUUGAUUGUCUCCGUGUUUGGGGAAUCUCCUCCGUCUUCACACGGCUCCCUGCGAAGCGUCCGGUGAGAUUUUGUACAGAUUUGAGGAAUGUUUAAUAAACGUCGCUAAAUCGUCUUCACUGCCAGUUUCGUUGCGUGACAGAUGAACAGAUUAUUGCCAUAGAAACCGAACAAAUUCCCACACGAGCUGAUGAGGGGCCCGGAGCCCUGAGGGACACAGUCAUGUUUUUGUUUUUAAAAUCCUCACCAUUUUGAACUCCUCACAGAGUUCUCAGUGACUUCCGUCCAGUCCUGAAGAGCUGAAGACGAGGGACACGCUCUGUCUCUCUGAUGGCUCCUGCAGUUUGGUUUAUUUUAUUUUUUUCUAUAUAUAUUUUUUAAAAACGAAAUGUUUCCAUGUGUCCUGUUUUGACUGCCAUGUAACGACUUAUCAUUCCAAACCUUAAAUAAAAGAAAAUUCACAACGAA
Molecule: messenger RNA, 6407 nt
Organism: Hemibagrus wyckioides
Lineage: Eukaryota; Metazoa; Chordata; Actinopteri; Siluriformes; Bagridae
Product: lysophosphatidylcholine acyltransferase 1
Exons: 14
Coding region: 201-1760 (519 amino acids)
Molecular function (GO): calcium ion binding
Source: RefSeq, a predicted model, not a curated record